Entelurus aequoreus (snake pipefish) is the source of this 1138-nucleotide messenger RNA. Its product is annotated as protein-lysine 6-oxidase-like. The transcript is spliced from 5 exons. Gene Ontology annotation, biological process: peptidyl-lysine oxidation. Bases 47 to 1138 code for a protein of 363 amino acids. NCBI's taxonomy places the organism in Eukaryota, Metazoa, Chordata, Actinopteri, Syngnathiformes, Syngnathidae. Gene Ontology annotation, molecular function: copper ion binding; protein-lysine 6-oxidase activity. The record is from RefSeq and is a predicted model, not a curated record.
GCUGCUGGCGUGGAUCAAUGUGUGACUUCCCUGACUGACAUGCUGGAUGUGUAACUCUCCCACAAAGACAAGUGCCACGGUCACGACCAUGGGAUCACGCGCCGGCACGCCACUUUACGCAUACGCCUGCGUCUAUUUAUUGGUCGCCACCCUCCAAGGGGCGCGAUGUCAGCGCCACCCCGGGACUAACAAGCCCAAAGCCGCCCAGCUCCGGCAGACUCUGCAGUGGUCGCACAACGGCAACGUCUUCAGCAUCCUGACGCAGGGCGCGGAGUACCAGCCGCCCAGGCGCCGGGGCGCGCCCCAGGAGCGCGUCCAGCCGCGCCCGCUCACCGUCAUCCACGACAACACCCGCCAGGAGCAGGAGCAGGAGGAGUCACCUGCCGCUCCCGGGCCGGCCUCCGAGACGCUGCCGUCGGCGCUGCAGCGGCUGGUGCGCGGGCGAGAGCACCGCAAAGUCCAGGUGGAGGCGGAACAGAGCCGGCAGAUAAAUGACACCCGGGAGAAAGUCACCGUCAGCCCGCCUGUGCCCAGGGAGGACAUGAUGAUGGGCGACGACCCCUACGACCCGUCCAAGUCCAUAGACAGCGACAACCCGUACUACAACCACUAUGACGCGUACGAGAGGCCCAGGUCCAGGUCCAGACCCGGAUAUGGCACAAGGUACCAUCAGUACGGUCUUCCUGACCUGGUGCUUGACCCUUACUACAUUCAGACGGCCGCUUACGUCCAGAGCAUGUCGAUGUACAACCUGAGAUGUGCGGCCGAGGAGAACUGCCUGUCGAGCUCAGCCCACUCGGCCCGGGACUACGACAGCCGCAUGCUGCUGCGCUUCCCCCAGAGAGUGAAGAACCAGGGCACGGCCGACUUCCUCCCCACCAGGCCGCGCUACGCCUGGGAGUGGCACAGCUGUCACCAGUGGGUAUAUGAACACACCGCAUACACUAUUUUAGAUGUCAUACAGACUACCGCGGGCGUCACGUGCACGUCCUCGAGCGAGAUCACACCGGCGUGGACGCACUUUGAUGGCGCAGCGUGGCGUGCGCGAGUGCAGCGCGGGAAGGUGACCGACGCCUCCAGACGCCACCUUCGUCCGCCCGGCUUCACCUUGGAGGAGCAGCGCGCGUGGAAGGUAUAG